CAUUUUCGCUAGCGAUUAUGGAGCGAAAUGGUUUUGUGUUUCGUAAUAAACACGUUAUGUUUACAACUGGUAUUAAAACGGAAAACAGAAUUAACGAUAAAGACGUUUUAAUUGAAACAGAUGGCACGUUUAUAUUAGUCGGUUGGUAUAAAUAACACAGUUGUUUUGAUUUUCCUUUACAAUGGAUCAUGAGGAUAAGAGUUCAGAUUUCACGAGAGUUGUUGACUCUGUAAUGAGUUUAUUCGGUGAAGUGAUGACCAGAGAUGCAGUCUGCGCAAUUGUGGAGCACUGUGGAGGGGACUUGACUGAAGCAAUUGAUAUUAUUGUCAACAUGUCAGAUGAUUCUUCUGUCAGUGAAUUAUCAAAUAAUGCUCCAACACCCGCUCAAACCAUUGCAUCUUCACACAAUGUUGCGGGAAAUCUAACUGUCUCACCAAAACCACAGAAUACUGGAACUGUGGAACUCAUAAUUAAAGAGACAGAAAGUCUAUUUGUAACAAGAGACCCAGAAAACGCCAAUAUGCUGGUAUUACAACCUGGAUUAUCAUAUUCUGGAGCGUCACAAUCCAAAGGAGCUUACCCCAAACAGCUUCCUAAACAAGGACACAUCAACUCGCAAAUAAGUAUAUGGACGCCACAAACUAAACAAAUUGUUGAAUACCACAAUAAAGGGAGUAGAACUUUGAUUUUAAUGAGAGGUCUACCUGGGAGCGGCAAGUCUUCCUUAGCACGGCAACUAGUUGAAACGAUGUGCCCAGGCAUGAAUUAUAAAUCAUUCAUAUUUAGCACCGACGACUUUUUCAUGCAUAGGGGAAGAUAUGAAUUUCAGAAGUACAUGCUUCCCGAGGCACACUUAUGGAAUCAAAAUAAGGUACAAGAAGCAAUUGGACGCGGUUUAAGCCCUAUUUUCGUCGAUAAUACUAACGUGGAGAUACGGCACAUGGAGCCAUAUGUUAGGGCAGGACUCCGGGGAGGUUACAUAAUAGAGGUUUUAGAACCUAAUACUCCUUGGGCCAAAAAAGUAGGCCACCUGGCCCGAAAAAAUUCACAUGAUGUCAACAUUUCGACUUUAAAACGACUGCUGGAUUCCUUUCAACAUUGCCCGAGCGGUGCUUUUAUAAUACAAAUUUUUGGGUUAUCAUAUCCUGGAGAUAAAGUCCCUCCAGUAAUGAGGAAUAUUCCACCUAUUUUUGAACAAGACCAACAUGAUGCUCCAUCUCCACAUCAAACACGUCAAAACCAGGUUGAAUCGGCGGGAAGUCAGUCACGCCAGGCAUUUGAAGUGAGGCAAAAUCUUCCAUAUGUUUUGAAGACUCAUGCGAUACAGCAGGAACGUCCUACUACAAGCCACAGCCGAGCUGACGAUGCUUCAAAUAAUGCACACUUGAGUCUAGCGUCAAAUCAGACACAUGCCGCUCCUACUCAGGCAAACUUCUUAUCACCUACGCAACAAUGUUCACAUAAAGAACGUAUUAUAGAAACGAUGAUACAAGAAAUAUCUGGCGAUAUUUCCUCUGUAACUACCAAUGACGCUGAAACAGUUCAUGUCAAUGAUCCAAUCCAUAAAGUUGAGUUUGUAAAACUUGAAGAUGUGCGAAAGCAGUUAGAGCAAAUUGAAAAACUUGAAGAAGAAUGGGAAAAUGGAGAUGCGUGGAAUGAUGAUUUAAAAUCAACAGCAAAUUCUCUCUCUGUAAAUGCUCCAGAGUUUGUUCCUAAACAACCUAGAAAUGCUAAACUUAAUUCUACAGAAACAGAUAGAUUUUUGCCAUCCAGUCCCCAUUAUAACGAUUGGUCAAAGAUUUCAAUGUUCAUGCCAUCAUGGACUGAAUGUCAACCUACUAGUUUACUGGACACACCAAAUGUUGAAGUAAAGACGGCAACAAGUGGCACUAGUGUAGAAUUUGGAGACACUGACGUCAAUAAUACAACCUUUAAAAUUCUUAUCGCUACACCUAGAGAUAUUAACUUUUACUACACGGGAUUAAAUGAAGAAAAGAUUCCUAAUAAACGAAUGUUGGACAAAAGCAGUAUGACGAAUGAUCACGAUCACAUCGCGAUUGAAACUGUUAGGUGCAAAAAUGAAGAGAAACACUUUAUUGCUUUUAGAAAACUGUUCAAGAAUAUAUCCAAAGUGGAAUUGAGAGAUAUAUUUGACAAAUGUGUAGGCGAUGUAAACUGGGCUGUUGACAUUGUUCUAGACGGCAUGGCUAAUAAUCAAUUGCACACUAGCACUGGAGACAUUUCGGAUACAGAAGAUUUUGACGACGAACAGUGCGACUGUCUAGCAGCAUACAAUAUAAUACCGAACGUUAAUACACAGCCGAAAUCAACUAUACCCAUUCCAGAUCUAAGCCCAACUGAACUCGCACCAGGAAUAUCAGGACCUAGUACACCUAAAUUGAAAAAAGAGAAGAAUCUUUCGGAAUCCUCUAUACAGCUAAAACGUCAAAUAGAGCAAAACGUAGUUAUAUCUGACAGUCAUUACUCUGACCAUUGCCUUAAAAUAAGAAAAAUGCGCCGCGGUGAAGUGGACGAUGGUCAAGGAGGUGCACUUCAACAAGAAACAGAAGAUAGAGAAAGAUACAGUCCUAUAGCUUCCACAAGUUCCACAUCAACUGCUGCCGAAACUGUAGCGGAGUCUUAUUUGAGUACUGAUGAUGAUGAUUCUCAAACCGCUUGCAGUGAUGACGGCGAAAGAGUUAUCAACGUUGAUUUGGGAGCAGUGUUUAUUUCAGAGCUUGACCACAUGUUUGGCCGGAACGAUAUGCUAUACCCAGAUAACAUACUGACAAGAGUGAACAUGCCAGUUUCCUUGCUAAAUGAAAUUAACGCUCUUUGGAUUGAGUCGUUUAUGUAUCAAUUAGAUGAGCAGUCGCGGCAGUCGGAAAUAAUGCUACGCCAAGAUGAAGAAUUUGCGAGGCAGUUGGCUUUAAAAGAAGAACAAUUGGCCAAAGCGGGACAAGAACCUGCCGUUCCAGACUUAAAAGACAUUAUGGACAUGGAACUAGCGCUGUCCAUUUAUAAGAAGGAGAUAAUGGCAGAAUGGCGCAAUAAUGUGCCAAAUGAUUUGGCGGCUAGAAUGACGAGAGAGAAACUGUACAAUUUGUUCCCUGACGUGAAUCCAGAAAUUCUCUCCGAACUUCUUAUGGCUCAUGAAAAUAAUUUCCAAGCUACUGUUGAGGUAUUAUUAUCAUCAACUGGCAAUGCCAAAAUACUGGAAGAAGAAAAUGGUGUAGCAAAAUUUAUAACUACAAAAGAACUAGAACGCCAUGAAAAAUUGAUUGAAGAACAAAAAAAGGCGCUAUCGGAAGUGGAGUGGCCCUUGCUACCCAAAGAUGACAAGGUUGACAUGAGCAUGGUGCAGGAGUACCGAGCCAAAGCCAGCGAACAUUUGGAGCAGCGGAAUCUGUACCGACUGCGAGCCGAAAGCUACCUGGCGCGCAACAUGCCUCAAAUCGCCACGUACUACUCCGAUGUGUCGGUGUUGCAUAAGAAGAAGUUCGACCACGCCAACAGCUUGGCGGCUGCCUCCCUGAUGCAGGUCCACGCAGCAAAGAACACGGACAAAUCCACAAUAGACCUCCACUUCAUGCGCGUCCUCGAAGCCAAAGAGACGCUGGACCUGUUCCUCGACUCCCACAUUCGCAAGUUGCGGGAGUCGCAGGCAAAAGGGCCUCGGUUCCACACGCUGUUCUUUAUAACGGGCCGGGGCCUGCACAGUCCGGGGGGGCCGGUCAUCAAGCCGGCCACCAAACGGAGGCUUCGUGAGAGGGGCAUAGCAUAUUCUGAACGCAACCCGGGCCUGCUGACAUCGCGAGUGUGCGCCGAGGACAAGCUGACCCACGAGUUCCAAUAGUACGCGC
Molecule: messenger RNA, 3863 nt
Organism: Cydia amplana
Lineage: Eukaryota; Metazoa; Arthropoda; Insecta; Lepidoptera; Tortricidae
Exons: 9
Coding region: 182-3856 (1224 amino acids)
Cellular component (GO): nucleus
Molecular function (GO): ubiquitin binding; endonuclease activity
Source: RefSeq, a predicted model, not a curated record